CUCGGUGCCGAAAAUGAGCAAUUACUCAAGAAGCUGAAAAAGCUACAAACAAAAAAUAAGGAGCUGGAAAAGGAUUUGGCUCAGAUUCAGGAAGAAGGGCGGCAGCAGCGGUUAGCGCGUGGUUAUGUCACCAACAGAGAACUACUACAGAUGUAUAAUAAUCUACGGAAACGGUAUGUUAAGGAAAUCAAAACAAUCCAGGAACAAAAUGAAACAAUUACAAACCUUACUGUAAGUAGAAUUAGUAGGAGGUGGUAUCAAAUAGGCAAACAUAAGCUUUUUGGUAGACUGAAAAAUCAUUCUUAGGUUUGCAAAAUGGGACAGUGUUUUUCUUCUUGUACUCAUUUUUGCUCCUGUUUCCCAUACCAUUGGGGUAAUGGGAAUUAGUCUUCACAUGCAGUUUGAAGGUGAACCGUGUCACUGGUAUGUCUGUAACUUGCUCUCCUCUUUCCUUGCUUGUUUCUUUACUCAUCUGUCUGCCCCUCCUACCAACUGUAUAUUCAUUUUCUCUCUCUUGCCAUCAGCUGUGAUAAUUUUCUGUAUGUGUUGUGAGCUGAUUUAUUUCAGGAACCCAGCAGCAAGCUAACCAAAAAAGGCAAGUAUUUUUCAGACAGCAAGAUCUGCUGGCUUGCUGUACAAUGAGAGUAGCGUAACGGAAGCAAAGGUUGGGUUGUGUGGUUGGGAGUGGCCCAAGAAGCUGCUUCAAGUGGGUUUUGCCUCUUCAGCCAUUUAGUAGCAUUAUGGCCGGCCAGUAUAAUAAAUUUUCUUCUAGGAGUUUGUGAACAUGUGCUUUCUUUGCAUUUUGAAUAUCUGUUAUGACUGGAUUACAUCUGCUUUUCUUAAAAGCUGGGAAUUGCUGCCGUGAGCGUAUUGUGGGGAAAAGUUUAGUAUCUUUGUGCGUGACCAAUUCUGCUUUGUUGGCUGUGUGCUCAGUUACAGAUUUCUUCAAAACACUUCUGAGAUGUAUGAAUCUUCAGUUGCUGCAUUUUUCUUCCUCUUUCAGACACUUCUAGAUGAAAAUACCUUUAAUUGAGCUAUUGAAGGCAUUCAGGAUACGUUUCCAUUUGUACUCAGUUGAGCUAUGUUUCUGCUACGCAAUUUAAAAUCAAUUUUGGUUUCUUGACAGAUGAAAAUUCAUGAGCUAGAGCAUAAUCUUCGAGAGCAGAGGCAAAGAAUUGAGAAAUUGGAACGUAAUAAGGUUUUGUGGAAAAGUAAUGCUGUUUCUGGGAAAAGAAGUCGAACCCUAGAGGGAGAAAUAGUGUCUCACAGAGACACGUCUAAAAAGAAGGAAUCCUGUUGCAGUAAAUAUUUAGGUAACGGUAUAGUUCAUUCUGAUGAUGUUCCUUCCACUAUGGCCACCAGAGGGGACGCGUUUCAUUUCUGAUCCAAAGGCACUCGCCAGGUUAUUUCUUACACUGCAGCAUCUAAAAUGGUUUUCGUUUUGGAAAAACUGUUACACUGAUCAUGAGCUGCCUUUUUCGUAUUGCAUCUGUGAAUCCAAUUCUGCAUUAUAAUCAUGGGCAUGAGUGCAUGGCUGCAGUCAGUAGCAUUUAUUAUUUAUUCCAGUAAACUAUUUGUACAAAACUAAGUAACUACAUUCGUUGGCUUUCAGAUAGUGAUCCAGAAGAGAAACUGUUUUUAGCCAUAAAAUGUGCGAACAAUCCGUAAAAUAUUGGUUUGUGCACGUCUUUCUUGCAAAUCUAAAGCUAGAAGAUAAGGUACAAGCCUGUUCCUCUUCAAAGCAUCGUUUAAAAGAGAAAGUUGAAGAGAUCAUGUAAUGUAGGUAUAACUUUUCAGGAAGUGAUCUGUCAGCAACAGCUGAUGUGAUGCUCUGGUAAGUGGUAAUGAAGCUGCAACGCAGCUGUUUUGCAACUUCCUUUUUAAAGGAAAAAUCCCCACAUUCUAAGAAUUGGUGCAAAAAUGCCCAAUUUGCAGACUCUGACACCUUUUCUAGCAGCUGGGAACGAUCUGGGCCAAUUCUUAAGAAUAAGUUAUUGCAAGAAAAAGAUAACUUAUAAAAGCUGAAGCAUAAUGCUCUAAUAUGAAAUGCAGGCAGCUCUUUAGCUGCAGUCUGAUUCGUGUGAGGGGGAGGCUGACUAACGGCUGAAGUCUGUGUUUUGUUAUUUGAAUACAGAGCUGUUGCUAAAGGAGAUUAAAAAGCUGAAGAAAGAGAACGAAAAGUUGUCAGCAGAAAAGAGAGCACUAAGGAAGGAAUUAGCUGGAUUAGACAAGGGAUUUUAAGCUGGUAUGAAGCCCCUCUUGGACCUCUGACCAAACCCUACUGUCCUCACCUCGGAGAGUAGAACUUAGCCACUGGGAAAGACUCCUGUGCUGCUACUGCAAUGCUGAGUCCCAGCUUGACCACUGUGAAGAACCUUCCUUUGAAGAAGAGGAUCUGUUUCCUCCUGAAACUCGUGUGCUUUGUCAGCUCUGUCCUAAUAUUUUGUGAAUUUUUUAUUUAUUAUGUGGUAAUUUUUCAAUGCCGAUGGCCGGAUGUGAAAGGUGGAGCUCACACAGGUAACGAAGAGACUUCAGCUUCAGUCCUGAAAGCCAUGAUUUUAGCUGAUACUCACCUGCUUGGUGAAAUCAAAGGACAUUGGCUGGAUAAACUGCGAAGGGAAUGGCAAAUGGAGAGAUCUUUCCAAACGGCUUUGUGGUUACUGCAGCCAGAUAUUGUUUUUAUUCUGGGAGAUGUCUUUGAUGAAGGAAAAUGGGACUCACCUCAGGCAUGGGCAGAUGAUGUCAGGAGAUUUCAGAAAAUGUUUAAGUAUCCGGUUACUACUGAGCUGGUGGUUAUCGCUGGAAAUCAUGACAUCGGGUUUCAUUAUGAAAUGACCACUUACAAGGUACAUCGAUUUGAAAAAGUCUUCAACUUUACUUCAGGAAAGCUAAUAACUCGAAAAGGAACAAACUUUGUCCUCGUGAACAGCGUGGCCAUGGAGGGCGAUGGCUGCAGCCUGUGCCGCACUGUGGAGGCAAAGCUCGUGGCGCUUUCUCACAGACUGAACUGCUCCCAGCAGGAACUGAACCAUCCCAAGAUGAGGUGCAGCGAUGCAGAAAAGCCUCCAGCUUCACAACCAAUCCUUCUACAGCAUUACCCUCUCUAUCGGAAAAGUGAUGCAGAGUGCAGUGGAGAAGAUGCUGCCCCUCCAGAGGAGAAGACCAUCCCAUUUAAAGAGAAGUAUGAUGUGCUGUCUCAGGAAGCAUCACAAAAGCUGCUGUGGUGGUUCCGUCCCCGCCUGAUCCUCAGCGGGCACACGCACAGCGCCUGCCGGGUGCUGCACGCGGGGGGGGUCCCGGAGAUCAGCGUCCCAUCAUUCAGUUGGAGGAAUAGAAACAACCCUAGUUUCAUCAUGGGCAGCAUAACACCAACCGACUUCUCCCUCCACAAAUGCUUCCUUCCACGUGAGAGCAGAGUCUUCGCUAUAUACUGGGCAGCAGGAGCCCUGCUCGUCAUCCUGGUGCUAGCUCAUUUUCAGCUUCUCACUCCACCGUUUUAUUUUGCUCAGCGUUUAAUCAGUAAGCAUAAAGCAGCAUGAAGAGCCAGACAUCUGCAUUCAGUCACUGAAAUACCAAAGCUGAGAACAGUCAAACAUCAGACUAUAUUCAUGCCAGCAAAUGACCUAAUUUGAUUGCUAGUCUGAAGGCAGGUUGCAUUUACACAUACCAUAGAAGUCCUAUACAGCUGAUAUGACUACUACAGGAUAAAUAAUUAACCGAAAUGAACGUUUCAUGCUGUACAAAAAUACUGUAUUCUACAAUCAAAUGAGUCCUUUUCCUGCUAUAAUUUUUGUAUCAAAUAUGUAUAUUAAAAGUGUAACUGUACAUUAUGUAAA
Numida meleagris (helmeted guineafowl) is the source of this 3836-nucleotide messenger RNA. RefSeq names its product metallophosphoesterase 1 (gene MPPE1). Gene Ontology annotation, biological process: GPI anchor biosynthetic process; endoplasmic reticulum to Golgi vesicle-mediated transport. Bases 2343 to 3539 code for a protein of 398 amino acids. Gene Ontology annotation, molecular function: phosphoric diester hydrolase activity. Gene Ontology annotation, cellular component: endoplasmic reticulum-Golgi intermediate compartment. NCBI's taxonomy places the organism in Eukaryota, Metazoa, Chordata, Aves, Galliformes, Numididae. The record is from RefSeq and is a predicted model, not a curated record. The transcript has 11 exons.